This is a messenger RNA of Macrobrachium nipponense, 9842 nucleotides long. Its product is annotated as zinc finger protein 37-like. The transcript has 13 exons. Gene Ontology annotation, biological process: regulation of transcription by RNA polymerase II. NCBI's taxonomy places the organism in Eukaryota, Metazoa, Arthropoda, Malacostraca, Decapoda, Palaemonidae. The record is from RefSeq and is a predicted model, not a curated record. Bases 198 to 2663 code for a protein of 821 amino acids. Gene Ontology annotation, molecular function: DNA-binding transcription factor activity, RNA polymerase II-specific; sequence-specific DNA binding. Gene Ontology annotation, cellular component: nucleus.
UUUGUAUGAGAAUUAUAUGUUUUCCUUCUGAAUUUCUAGCUACACCUCAAUUAGUAAAGUUAAAAAAGAAUUAAACCCAAUUUAAGACAUAAUGAACACGCCCCUGUGACCGACCUUUGCGUAACUCGUCCACCAACAACGACCCACCGUUUGGAUUUGAAUUAGGGAACCAAGAUUUAAUCUGUGAUGAAAGAAGAAUGUCUGUGUUUGUAGCAGGAGAAGAACCUGAAAAUGUCCCUCCUGCUCGAAGUCGAAAGAAAUAUGAAACUAAGUACAGCUCUAAAUAUGAACAGGAAUAUCAGUGGGUUAGUCCAUCGGCCAAAGGAGAGAAGUACGCACUUUGCCGGUGGUGUCAAGUUGACAUUUGUAUCAAGUCUGUUGGUGCCAAAGGUUUACGGGAUCAUGAAGCAACAGGACGCCACAAGCAGAAAGAAAACUAUCAUCACAUGCCUCCACAAGCACCUGCACCAGUGGCACCACCCCCACCCCCGCCACCACCUCCAGCACCACCUCCAAGUACUCACCUAAAUGGUGCUAUGUAUCCAGUGUUGGAAGUUGAAGGUGGUGUUGAACAUCCAUCUGAUGACAUUAUGGGAAUACCUCGCCCAGCAACUCCACAAACCCCAAAUACCCCCCUUAGUCCUCAAGAAGAUUUACCGCGGUCAACCUCAACGUCAUCUUUAUUGGACCUUGGUGGUCCUGCCUCAGCUCAAUCAACAAUGCGAACGGGGAUGGGAUCAAUUCGGAACCCCACCCAAAUCAAGUCAUCAGGUGAUUCAUUGGUGAUCGAGUAUGAUCAACCAGAUGUGGCAGAAACAAACACUACAAGUCCAUUGAAGAAAAGUUCAGGGAAGAUGACACCAAAAAGAGAAGCAGGGGAUGAUUUCACCACAAGUACUGAUGAUUUGACAUGUAAUGUUUGUGGGCGUGAGUAUUCUGUCUGGACCCAGCUGAAAAAACAUCUUGUAGAACAUAUAAUGGCUGCUCAGAAUACAGUUGAAGGAAAAGGGAAGAGUGCUCGUGGACGUGGUCGUCUUUCUGGCAGUAGAUCCUCCAGAGCAUCAAGGUCCAAUCAGCAAACAAACACAGACCAGUUAAAAAAUGAUGACAAAGAGGAUGAACCUGCAACAAACAAACGGCGAGGAAGGCCGAGAGGCAGUCGAAACAAAGUUCGGGAAAGUAUAGAGCCAGCAUUAACCCAGCAGCCUUCAAGAAGGCCUGUCCGCCACCGUAGUCACCCAAGCAGAUAUUCUUCUCUCCAAGAUUCUUCUCUCCAAGAGAGUGAUGUUGAUGAUCCUCCUAUUCCAGAACCUGAAACAAGCAGUACACAUUCUUCCCAUAAUGAUGUAGCAGAUGAAGAUGAGGAAGAAAAUGAUGAUGAAGAAGAUGACAGUUGUCCUGCAGAGGAUGGGACAGAUGAGGGGAACAAAAGGAAAGCUGGUCCCAGACAAUGCCGCGUUUGUAGGGAAAUGUUUUAUAAUAGGGUAGAGUUGAGAGAACAUCAACGCACAGAGCACAAUAAUGGAAGGCCCUACCAAUGUGGUCAUUGUCAGAAAUUCUUUACCACAAAAAAUCACAUGGAAGUACAUGUUCGGCACAAGCACAUGUCAGGGCCAAAUCCUUGUCAAUGUGCCAUGUGUGGCAAAGUUCUAUCUUCUCGUACAAAUCUCAGGAUACACAUGCGAAUACAUAAAGGCGAGAGGCCUUUUAAAUGCCCAGUGUGUCACAAAGAUUUUAGUCGUAAGGCUAACAUGGAGAUGCACAUGGUAUAUCAUACAGGGGAAAGGAAGUUUACUUGUGAAGUUUGUGGUCAGUCAUUUUUUGCCAUCAAUGCCUUAAAAAGACAUGCAAAAUUGCAUACAGGUGAAAGAGAUUAUGCCUGUGAAAUAUGUGGUGCUACUUAUGUGACAGGCACUGAUCUUAGACGACAUCGCUUAAAGCAUGAUGAAGUAAAACCAUAUCCUUGCCAGUUAUGUGCAAAACAAUUUACACGUUCUCAUGACUUGAAGGUCCACAUGAGGUACCACAAUAAGGAACUACGAUAUACCUGUGAAGUGUGCCUCAAACAAUUUGUAGAAUCCGGAAAUUUCAAGAGACACAUGCGCCGCCAUACAGGAGAAAGACCCUACUCUUGUGCCGUUUGUCUUGCCACUUUUUCUCAGGUUCAUCAUCUUAAAGCUCACAUGAAGAAUAGUCAUAAUGAUGAACCAGUGAGUGAGGAAGCUGUGCAGGGGGCCAAUGCAGGACGUUUGAGGGUGCCACCUCACCGUAACCCACGCAUUCCCUCAAGACGUACUCCCAAACCUCAGAUGCAGCAGCCAUCCAUUGUUCCUACUCACACUCAUCCUCAACCACAUCCUCAUCUUGGUCCUCAUCCACAUGGUGUGGGUGUUGGGGCAACUACUGGAGGUAUGGCUAUGCAUUCAAGUCAGCCAAUAUCUCCACCAAUGGCUCAUCAAGGAACUGUUGUUCCAGGAACAGUAGCACCUACCCACACCACUCAGAUCCCUACCUCAGGGGGAGUCAAUCAUCCAGCGGCUAUGACUGGCUUCCUUCACCAGUACAACUCUACUCUUUAUAAUCAUGCUGUCAUGCCCCAUUAUCCGUCACUGUUUGAUAUGUGUCCACAACAAAACUGUGUAAAUCAUUUAUCCAGUCACUAGACCUUGAAAAAAGAUGUGAUAGUGUGUGCAAAGCAAAGAAGUAUUUAAAUGUGCCAAAUUUUGUGACCGAAGAAGUGAUAUUUCUUCCUUUAGUGUUCUGUAUAUUUUGUAGACCUGAAUUCAUGAUAGUAUUUUAUUUAGAGCCUAAUUUAUUUUCAUAAGUGUUCCUGAAGUUCUUUUUCUGUAGGCCAUAUAAUAGAUUGAGUGAAGCAUUUGACAGAUAUGCAGCACUUAGUUUUUUAAAGGUGUGAAUUAAAACCAAAAUUGUACAAGAAACUUUUUCACAUGCAUACAUAAACCAUAAGGUUCCGAAUUCCAAGUGACAAUAAACUGCACUGGAUAUAUAAAAUUGAAUUUUUUUGAGUUUAAUACUUUGGAUUUUUAUGUAAUUCAUUGGUGGCAUACAUUUUGGAGCAUUGUGGUCUUGGGAAGUAUACUGUACUAGACUUGCUCCUUCCAUUUCACAACUACAGAUUAUUUCCGAGUUUAUUGGCAACUGAUUGUAUAAAACAUAAUUAUAAGUACAGAAGAAGAGCAGGAGAAGAAAUGGAUAUUUAGGUAUGCACAGAGAUUGCAUGUAGACUUAGGAUUUGGUCAUCAAUGCAGUUCCUCUUCUUCAUGAGCCAUUUUGAAGUCAUUCAACUUCAUAAUAGGGACUCCAUGGAUAGCAGAAGAGUGGAGACAAGAAGACAUAUCUGCAAUAUUUCUUUAGAGUUCUCAAUUUCACAUGCACUGCUAGGUUGCAUCAGAUAAUGGGAUUUCAUAUGUAAGACAUGGCUGCUCCAGAGUUCCAAAAUUCAUCAAAAGAAAAAAAAUUGCUUUAAGAAUUGAAAGCCAUUUUGCAUGGAUUUCAGGUGUUUUUGACAGUAGGGGCAAGAUUGCAGGAUUUUUGUAUAACAAUUUUACAUGUGUGUGAUAUGAAAAAUAAUGACAGAAUUAUGGAGCUUUAUGAAGUAAAAGUUUUGAAAGAGCAAAUUUAAUUAGCUACAUAUCUACUUCCCCAGUCAGUCCUCCUUUGUUUCUGCAGUGUGUGUAUGUGUUAGUAAUACUUUAAUCACUAACUAAAAUGGAUUUUGUUACCCAUUCCUACCUCAUUGUUAACUAGGAUGUCAUGAAUAGAACUCAUGGGAAGGUUUAUAUAUGACUGAAAUGAAAUACUUAGAUUUAUACAGAUGUGAAUUUUCAGGUAAACUUUUCAUGACUAAAAUACACAUUUUAUGUGUGACACAAGUGUAUGAAGACAUUAUGCACUGUGAUUUAUUUAUCCGCUUAUCAGCUUAAGCAGGAACAUACUGCGCAUUAAUUGUGUAAAGUGCUCAAGUUAUUUUAUUUAUUAUUGUAUGUUUAAAUUAUUGUAACACUUUGUUGUGUGUCUGUGUACAAUUGGUUAACAGUUGUUAACUUUCUUCCAGGUUAUACUACUUGGACAGUCAUGGGAUAUAAGAGUAUGUGUAUUGUAUUUUAUUUUUUGGACACACGUGUAAGAAGAUUGGAAUCAUUCUGUACAGCUGGUUAAUGUAACAAUAAAUAGGUGGAAUUCGGUUGGAGUGUCCAUCAUUAGACAAUAAUGAUAUAGUUACAUUGCUUAUUUGACAAAUUAUGCGCUAUUUACCAUAUCGGUAAUGUAGAAAUUAUUAAUGGGGUGGAGAGGCUCUGUCCUUCAACUAACCUUCAGUAUUUACCUGGUAUAACAAAAGUGUAAGGAGCCAUGGGUAAAUUUACUUUUUGAGUCAUCAGGUACCCUAAAGGAUAGUGAGUUGAUCAUCCUAGUGCCUUCUUUAAUAUCAAAUAGAAGUUUAGCUAUUGAUUCUAAUUAAAUGUCUCGGCUCUGAAGCCUGAGUAAUCAAAUAUAAACAUAUCUCCUGACAUUGUUCAUAAAGACUAAAAUCAAAACUGCGCUUGGAUUUUAUAGAUGUAAUGGAAAAUUACUGUAAUACUUUUUAAAAUAAAUUAAUUGUAUUAAUAAUUAUAACAAGGUUCAGGCAAACUUCAUCACAUGUGUAGAAAGUAUUUUAUGAGCCUUUCAUCUAAAUUGUAAAGUACAGUACAGUAUAUGAGCCUUCAUGCUGGAGCAUGUAAUUAACCAGUGUCAAACUUUUGAAAGGAAAUUAUUAUACCUAUAUACUAAUGAAAAUUAUCAUGAAAUAUAUUUUGCAGUUAGUAUACAGAUUUUAUCUCUAACCUUACAACAAAAAUAUAAUUUUAGAUAAGGUUAGAAAGCUACUGUAAUGUACUGUAAUUGUAUACAUUUGUCUAACAAUUAUGGUCUAGAAGUGAGCAUAUGAGAACUUUUGAUAAAAUUUAAUUUUGAUAUAGUAUUUGUACUAAUAGGUAGUACUUAUUUCACUCUUAUUAAUAUACAUUUUAAAAGGUGAAUAUACAAACUAAAAAUAUUGAAACUGCAGAAUAGUAUGGUCAUUUAACUGUUACUGGCAAUGUGGGUGAGCUGCUGCUUUUGGAAAGGAAGCUGUAUCUCACCAACCACCAACAAUUUUACAUUUUCUUAUGCUGUAGGUUUGGGCAUACAGCAUCUCUAUGUGCUCUAGAUAUUAAUGUUAACAUCUGUCGAUAUUACUGUAGUUGGUUGUUGCAUGAUAGAAUAUAAACAUCCUGAAGGGUUGUACCCUCUUGCUUUUACAUGCAGAAGUAUAUUGCAGUUUUCUGACAAUAGUAAAUCUUGCAAGUUAUGAUGAUAGAUUUAACUUUCAAAAUUUUCUCUGCCACUCAUUCCAUUAGUGGUUGCAAAUUCAACAGCAAUUAAUGGAGGUUGUCUAGCAUGGCCUGGGACAGAAUUUUUUUGUAUGGCUGCUGCAGUAUUGAUCAAGACACAUAGUAGGUUAUAAAGUUUUGUUUGAGGUAAACAAUAUCUGUCCACUUGCAGCCAUUCGUCCCCCAAUGAUUGACUUUCAUGUAUGGUCUAGAGAGUCUAAACAUUAUUGACUUCUAAUGAGGUGUACAUAUCAGAGCUCUCUCAACAAGUUUUACAACCCGUGAGUGACUUCAUAAAUUUUUAAGCAUGGACAAUGUUGUCUGCAUGACAUUUCACUAUAUUACUUCAUAUGCCCUUGAACUGAAGCAACAAACGGUGGGGUAGUUUCAUGGCAAAUGGUUUUUGAAAUAUGUAUUUUCUUUAUAACAUCCUAUUUUAUGUAUUGUUUUUUCUUGAUAAGCCAUGGAGCUGUGGCUUAACAAAUGGUUUUUAAGAUAUUUUUGUAACAUUCUAUUUUAUUUCUCGUGUUUGAGAUGGCUCACCUUACUUUGAUUUAAUGUCCCAUCAGCCAGGUUAGUUACCUUCAUAGCCAACACAACCCAUGUAAUCCAGUAUUUCCACUCAGUAUCUGUAUGUAGGAUCUAUACCCAUAAAUUAAUUUGGGCUUUUGAAGUAGUUAUAUUUGGGCCUUAGCAAGAUUCUAAGUAAAUAUUUUACAUUUUAUUUAUGUAUUUGUAGAGUGCACUUUCCAUGGUGAAUGAAUAGAAAAAACAAUUAUCUGGAAUGAAAUAUUAGCGACAAGAAUCCAACAAUUUCAGGAUCCUUUAGUAGUACACUGCUUACAUGAGAAUGGGAUCAGUCUGUCUUGAAACUGGGGCUUUGUUCAUCUCCAUUAUGGCUCUAGUCCCCAUCAUUUGUGACCUCUUGCAAUGUGGUUGAACCUUUGAAAUAAUGAUUUUUUUCUGUAUACUGUAGCAGGUUCUAUAGUCUUGCUGUUAGUACUUUAAAAAUACUUUCCAUGCUCUUUAAAGGUUAGCAUAUAUAAACACGGUAAUAUUUUUUAUAACAAUCAAAAUGUUUUUAACAUUCAGACAACCAUUUUAAAUUUUAUUUUCCUUCAUGCUCGGGAGAUAUGAAAACAUUUGUAAGAAAUGAAUGACUUGUUAGCUUUAGGUAAAGGGGCUGCUUGCCCAGUGGAUCAACUCAACACUGUCAAUAGCUGUUCAAAACUUGAUUAUUCCACAUUUUUAUCAAAUGCAGACGAUCUCUCCAUCUCUAAAGCAAGAAAUUAAGGUGCUAGUAUAAGUAAAAUGAAGAUUCAAAGGUAUGGGAAUUUAAUAGGAGACAAGUUAUUUUUCUUGUGGUUAGCAAGACACCCAUAUAAUAGUUCAUUACAGUAAUCUUGUGAAUCAAUGUCUACUUUUGAAUGUUAUGUUAAAUAAGGUGGGUCAUUAAUGUGAGAUUUAUAGAUAAACAAUUAACCCCAUGUUUGGGAGUUUUUGAAUCCUCCAAGGAUGCUUACUAUUGCAAUAAAGAAUUUAGUGUUUUUACAGGAAAGCCAUCAUUAGUUGUUGGUAUUCAUACAUAAAAACAUGUUUACUCUCACCCAUCCUUUCACAAUAUUAAGCAGAUACUAUAUAGCAUGUGUAGUUAGAAAAAAUAGUGAAUGCAUAAUCAAUUGUAAGAGUACUAGUACAAAUACUGCCUGAAUUAUACAACUGUAUACAAAAUUCAGAGCUGGUUUCAGCAAAGUCUCAGUUAAUGUAAAAGAAAAUCAUAUAGGAGAUAAAUCCAAUUGUCAUAUACUUUCUUUUUCUUGUUUUAGAAAUAAUCAUAAGAGCUCAAAGAACUCUGAUGGCAUCCUCAUUUAAAAAAUAUUGAGGUUUUCUAUACUCUACAUCAGGCUUUAUAGCUAUUAUAAAAGUGUUUCUUGUGGAAGAAGUUAUGUGGUAUUCACAGUUUUUUGUUUUUGUUUUAAGCAAGAAAAGCAUUUAUAAAUUACACUGUAGUAUUUGCAGAUGUUAAUCUUUGUUAUUUAUAUCACCUAUAUCUGUCAAAUAAAAGAUGUCUUUAUCAUGCAACACUAAAUUGGUCCACCUCAUCAAAACAGACGACCUUUGAGUUUAUGUUACAAAUAACACUUAGUUUUCUAAAUACUCUUCUUAGCCUCUGCCAAUCAUCAAGAUUAGAGAUGAAGCAAAAAUGAUUUUCCCCACAAAAAUAUGAUAUUGUAAGCUCCUAAAUCAAGAACAAGGACUAGAGGUGAAUUACUAGUGUAGUAUACUUGAAAACUUCGAAGUUUAGUGAUUUCACAUUCUUUUGCUACAUCGUUCUCUGGUGCUGAAUUUGAACUUCUAGCCAGCCACUCAAUUGCCUUGUAGUUAGAAGGAAGAUUAUAGGAUUUUACAAUGUUACUGGAUUAAGUUAUGGUUGUGGACGAUUUAGAUUAUCAAGGUUGUGAAGUGUUGUACUGUGCUCAUAGAUUUUGAAAAUGUACCAGCUUAGUGAUUAAGUAAUCCAUAUACUUUUAUUUUGAGUGCUUUUAAGUUUGUAAGCCACCUUCUGUGAGUUAAGGAAGGAUAUGCAUUUCAUUUUGAUGAAUAGUUAAUCAGGGAUUUUGUUUGUUUGUUUAAGUGUAUAAUACGGUAUACACAUUUUAAAGUUGGUUAUUUUGGUAGGCAAAUGAAAUUGUUUUCAGUCAUAAUGGUCAAGAUUUUUUUUUCGUACCUGAAAUUCACUUCAGUAUCUUAUAACUUGUGUUGAAAGGGCAACUUAUGGAGGCGUGUUGUAUCUUGUGUUGAAAAGGGAACUUAUGGAAGAGGUAUUUUAUUGUGAAUUGUAUUAUGAUGCCUGUAAAUGGACAAUUAUCCAUAUGUACAAGGGUAGGUUCAAGAAGUAUUCGAGAGUCUCAGAACUUUUUGUAUGAAGAGUUAAUAUGGCAGCUAUUGUUUUUGAAGGUUUGGAAAUUUUUUAGCAGAAAGAAUGAGUGAUGGUUUGAAAAUAUAACCAUAUGGUUUUGUUUGUGUGGGCAUACAUAGUUCUAGACAGCCCCGUGUGAGAUGAAAAAUGCAAUUCAGACUAAUUUUCCAACUUCAGAGGUAACAAACUAUAUCUGAAGGAAACUUUUGCAAUUUUAGCUGUGCACAAGGUGCUAGGAGUGCUCAAAAUAUUUGCUUUCACUUUCAUGAUCUAACACCUAACAAGUGAUGCUCUACUUUUUCUUUUCUCUAAUAAUUGGGGUUCAGCUAAUCUAAUUGGUAGUUUCCAAAGGAUUGUAGUAUCUGUUGCAUCAUCCACAUUUAGUACUGUAUUUGACAAGGUCUUCCGCUUGCUGCCUCUAGGGAAACCUUAUCUUUAAAUCAUAGUCUUUACAGCCUCAGUUAAGUAUUUUGAAAUGAUCUUUAUUCUCUUUUUUCUUAAAGCACACUCCCAAUUACUGUUGUGUAAACCAUACUUUGGUUUACUGAAGCAUCAUUGUCUCAUUUUUGGGUGGUGACUUCUAUCCAGCACUGACUCACAUUUAAUUUUGUGUUCAUUCACUUGUUUGUUGCAUGUUACAAUAUUCCUCUUAAAUCUUUUCAUGUUACACAAAGAAGUCGCUUUUUUUUUCAUCUUGCAGGUGUUAUAUUUGUCACUCAUGGACAGUAAAGAGGAAUAUGUCAAGUUUGGAGUGUGCUGAACAUGUUAGAAGAAAGGAUGAUAAAAUUUCCAUUCCAUUUUGAGAGUGCUUCCAUGGUUAAAUGACAUUAUUUUGUUUGAAAUAAACUAGAACAAAUGUGCUUUGAAUGUUGGGAGUUGUUCUGUAGAUGAAAUUAAAUACUUUAGGUGACAGAGAUAUUAAAAAUCUUGCAAUCUUUAAUUUCUUUAUACAGUACGUACUCAUGAUAAGGAAACUUAAAUUGAAGGCUGGUGCUAUUUUGUAUUGGGUUUAGAUACAUGUAUAGUUCAUUGUCUUGCUAGAGAUUUUGUUUCAUUUGUACUAUAGUUUUAAAGUGGUUGUAACGCCUGCAGAUGUCUCUGUGUCUAUAUUUCUUUAAAAAAGUUAACUACUUUAACUGUCUAAGUGAACUGAAUAUAAUCACAUUGCUGUAGAUCAGAAUGAUUUUUAAUAUUCUGUAUUGGGAAAACCUGACUCUACAUGCCAGGUAUAUUUACAACUCUUUCUAAAUAAUUCUGACGUGUUUAAUAUAACACAUAUUCAUUUAUUGUUUUUCAUGUGAUUAUGUGAGAUACAAUACUGAAGGUUUUGAAGGUACAGUUUUACAUCAAUAUUUAGGACUGUCUUGGGGAAAGCAAAGUAUAUGUAACAAUUUGGAAAGAAAUAGGCAAGGGUUUCAGUAGCAAAUUUGAAUUUGUUUCCCACUUACUGAAAGUGCUGUUACUCGAGAUGCUAAAUGUACAGUACUAUUUAAAUUCGUUGUACCAGUCUGCUGGAACAAUAAUUUUUUAAAUAAAAUUAACAAAUGUUA